Messenger RNA from Clonostachys solani, 2403 nucleotides. Lineage: Eukaryota; Fungi; Ascomycota; Sordariomycetes; Hypocreales; Bionectriaceae. The record is from the annotation of a GenBank genome assembly.
AUGUCGUCUUUCGAGAACCUUCCUCCCGAGGUGUUUGAUAUCAUCCGGGCAGAACUUGAAUUGGAGAGUGAUAUCUAUCAUCUUUUGUUGACCUGCAAAGAGAUGCACAAGGCAUGCAUCGAAACGCUGUACAGAGUUAACGCAUCUAACAUUGUCCAUCCGCGCUCAAACCAGCCACACAAUCAGCGCCCAUCCGCGCUAGACUGGGCUAUCGAGAACGACAUGACCCUGAUUGCCCAAAGGGUGAUAGAAAUGACGCCCGAGGUCUGCAAUAGAGGCCACCUUCGCAAGGCUCUAAGAAUGAAAGACUCCGACAUCGCAUAUCGUCUCUUGUGUCUUCCUCAAGUGCAAGAGCAAUUCCGAGAUCAUGAAGGGAGAGACAAGGCUCGAGAGUUCACAUGGAUUGCCAUUAUACAUGGGCAUAUAAUAUGCCUUGACAUACUCGAAAAUCUCUUACCAAUCAGCCCCGGAAGCUUUCAAUACUUAUUUAAUUACAUCGAGCCUGCGCUCGCCGCCGCAUGUCAUCACGGGCACGUUGAGCUAGUGAAAAGAUUCACUGCGGCAGGAUCCAGGCAAUGCAAGCACCCGGCGGCGUGGUUGAGGGAUUACUGUUUGUUUAACGCUAUUCGAUAUCGGGGAGAGGGGCACGAGAGCAAUAGGAAUUAUGAAAUGGCGAAAGUCUUGCUGAACGUAUAUCCAAAGCUGGCAACAAUUACGAGCUUCCUCUUUGCAGCAGCCCAAGAGGGUCAUGAUUCCAUAGCCAAACUUCUUCUAAGUCAUCGAGCGCGGCUGCCGUCUAAUCAAGAUCAACUCUCGUUUCUUCUAUUCGAGGCGAUCCGCGGGGGGUGUCUGUCAUUUGUGCAGACACUUCUCGAGAACGGAGCAUCGAUAAUUCCAGCAACUCGACCAAGGCUCAAAUAUCCCGGAUUUAUUCCGCCACAAGACAGACCGCACAAACAACGUCAAAACGCAGGUAUCAUCGAACAAUUACUUGCCGAGCAACAGGAGAGGCUCUCAAACAGCCACGGUGCAGGACAAUACGUGCUCAGCGAAGCCAUUUCAGCGGAUAAUAUCCCUCUCGUCAGGUAUUGUGUUUCUGCCGGCGCGCAUAUUCAUAACGGACAUCAAGCACUUCUGUCAUACCACAUUUCGUCCAUCGAAAUGUUAGAAUGCCUGAUUGAAGAGGGCGUAAACAUCAACUCGUGGGACGAAGAUGGGAUUCUCCCAAUUCAAAAAACUCUCCCGUUAAUUUCCUACCGCAUCGACGAUCCCCUCCAUUUUUUCAACGCUUUUGUCAGCAAAGUAGACGAUAUUAACGCCACGAAUAUUCAGGGUGAAACAGUUUUAUCUUACUACUGUUCUGUGGUCCCUAGCAGGCGUUCUUAUUACGACUCGAAGAAUGAAUACCAAUGUAUCAAGGAACGUGUCAAAGUACUGCUUAACAGUGGUGCAAAACUUGAUCUGGCAUCUAAUACUGGAAGAUCACCGCUGCAUGAAGCCGCGGAGUUCUCUUCCAAGAAAGUUGUAUCGCUACUUUUGAAGCGCGGUGCCAACUCCAAUGCUCUAGACAAUCAAGGGCGCAGUCCUCUCCAUUCUGCAAUGGCUCAUCGAUGUCCGGAGAUAGUAGUCAAAAUGGCUGAAAGACUGUUAAAACAUGGCGCUGAUCCCAAUCAUCAGGACCACAAAGGAACUUGCGCGUUGCAUAUCCCGGCUUCCUGUGUGAAUCCUUACUAUGCUGAAAAGUUGCUUCAUCUUUACCUAUCGUCACAGGGAAUCAAGGUAGAGGGGGAUAUAACGAAUGAUAGCGACAACGAGACGGACUCAUCCUCCCCUUCUUCACUCGCAUCCGACGAAAAUGAAGACAAGACGCAAGAUGAUGAAGCAGAUAAAGCAAUUAAAUCUCUCACUAAUGACUUUUUAUGGCGACUGAACGACGAAGGUGCAACUCCUUCUGUUGUUGUGGCUAGGGAUUAUGAGAACGAUGCACAGGACUGCAUACAAUUCUAUCUCACUGACCGUGGCUUCGAUGUGCCUGACGCACAUGGUAUCACCCCACUAGCGGCCGCGUUUCUUUCAUGCCGCACCAAUCUCGGAGAAUGGCUUGUGAGGCGUCACGGAGCAGAUUUGAACUGGCUAAAUGGCCGUGGUCGGACGGUCUUGGACAUACUGUCAGAGCACUCAGCCACCAAGCACGGAACAAGCUUGUCUAUGUCCAAAUAUGUAGCAAGACAUCUCGGUGGGUUAACUUCGAGGGAGCUCGCUGAUUCUCGUGAUAACGAGUACUUACGAGCUCUCCUGAGAGGAGAUGGUUCAGAGGAAGCUAAGGAACGGAAGGCAGCGGCCCGUGAUGGGCGCUUUUACUACAUGAAUGCUGUUUUGAACCGGUAUGAAGGAACUAUUUAG